Suillus plorans is the source of this 1008-nucleotide messenger RNA. RefSeq lists its product as uncharacterized. The coding region runs from base 135 to 785 and encodes 216 amino acids. The transcript is spliced from 4 exons. The record is from RefSeq and is a predicted model, not a curated record. NCBI's taxonomy places the organism in Eukaryota, Fungi, Basidiomycota, Agaricomycetes, Boletales, Suillaceae.
UGGUGUACUUCACUGCCAGCGACCCCUCCUUACCACCGCACACAUAUGUACGUAUAAAAAAUCCCGCUGUUCUUGAGGACAGAUUUCCACUUCCCCUUGCUCGUCGCUCUUCUCUCUGUCAAGUCAACAGCAGGAUGCUCCUCAAAUUUUCAAAGUCGGAUAUCCUGAACUCGGCUCUCGUUUAUCCCGAAACUGGUGCUCUUGGAUAUACCAUCCUUACCAGGUCCUAUUUUAUUCAUGACAAUAAUAAGGAUUUAAACGCAGAGAGCGAAGAUGAGAGUCGCAGGACGACUAUAUAUAAUAAACUUGGGGAGGUCAUCGCUGAGAUCGGAUGGAAGGGCAAGCAGCCAAUAGAGAUUGUCAUCGGCAAGGAAAAAAUCAUCGGAGCGAAAGGGAUGUUUGGGUGCUCGAGUGCCAUACUAUCUCACAAUGUCCUCGGCAUACCUACACGCUUCGACACGGAAUACUUUUGGAUGGCAGCACCAGAUGCACUAACACUUCUUGACUAUGAUUCAAAUCAGACAAAAGGUUCUUUCCACAGCAAUAGUAUGCACGUGGGGGAACGCUUCAUUGCUGCUCCGAUACCCGGCUUGGGACAUGACUAUCUAGAGUUUGAAACGCAUCCCCUCGCAUCAACAGAGGAACUCCUCGUUUCAUUUAUCCUGAUGGAAGUACUCCGCCGAAGUCGCUUCAAUCUCCAUACAGACUCAUCGGAUCGUUCGAAGCUCUGGCGGAGCACACCACUCGCCAAUUGGGGCCGACGAUUACGACGGAAAUCUAUUUGAUUGGUCCGGUUCGAUGAUUCAGAUUUUUCAUCGCUUUUCUGUUGCAUCCUAUGUGCUUUCUUCCCUGCAUCUCUUGCUACCACUGUAUAUUCAUAUUCUGUUUGUCGAUGCUUUCGCUAAUGUCGCUCAUUCCUGUGUAGCUCUAUCAGUCCUAUCGCAUUUCAUUCAAUCUCAUGCAUUAUUACUCUCUGGCGUUUAAUCGCCCUUUCAAUGUAAUACGGUA